AUGUGGUUGUGGCAUGCGUCACAGGAUGUACAAAAACUGAAAAAAGUGAAAAAUGAGAACAUGUCAGCAUUUUUACAAAGAGUUCUCAAUGUAGCAGUAUGUUUACAGUCAUAUCGUCGUAAACCGGAAGAUUUUCCAUUUAUCAGUUCAUCAGGUCACGGCGCAUUUGGUCGUGUUCAACUUGUUCGUGAAAUUACAACAGGUUGUGUAUGUGCUAUGAAAGUAAUAAACAAAUCUCGAAUGCUUGCACAACACACAGAUUAUUGGGCCGAAAAAGAAAUUAUGUCACAUGGUGAAAGUCCGCGGAUUGUAGAAUGA
This is a messenger RNA of Schistosoma guineensis, 318 nucleotides long. The record is from the annotation of a GenBank genome assembly. NCBI's taxonomy places the organism in Eukaryota, Metazoa, Platyhelminthes, Trematoda, Strigeidida, Schistosomatidae.